UCUAGUACAACUACUUUCACUUCAAAGAAUUAAAGAAAAAAAUUUUUUUUGGUUGAAUUUCGCGGGCGAGUGCUAGCCGGGAAGUCUAACGGGCCAUCAUUCCGGAAAAGGGGUUUUGGAGGGUGAAAAAGCUUGUUUUUUGAUUGAGUGAAGGCGAGUUUAAUCGCAAGUGAGUGACUCACUGGCUCAUUAAGUUGAAAGGUUGGCGAGAUAUGUCUUUCCAGCAAAAAAGUAUCUGGACGCCAAGAGAUGGUGCGUUUCUAACUAAUGGAGAGAUGGGUUACAAUAAUUCUUCAAGAUCUGAACCAAAGCGUGGUCAUCAGUGGUUCAUGGAUGCUGCUGCACCAGAAUUUUUCAGCAACAAGAAGCAAGCAAUAGAAUCAGUUAACAGCCGACCGGUUUCAGGAAUUGCAGACAUCAAUGUUUCUCCUUGGCACACUGCUUCCAGUUUUCAGUCAGUUUCUGGCCAAUUCAGUGACUGUCUAUUUCGAUCUGAGCCCAUGCGAACUGUCAACUUGGUUGAUAGGAAUAUUUCUUCCGUUGACAGUGGAAAUAUGAAUAUGGGAAGAAAGGAUUUUGAGGAUCAAUAUGGUAAUAGUUCAUCUGCGGGUUUGUCUAAGUCUCAUGCCAUUGAAGAUCCCUCUUCUAGUCUUAGUUUUGGUGGAAUAAGGAAAGUUAAAGUCAAUCAAGUUAAGGAUUCCAACAAUGGCAUGCCAGUGUCAAUAGGACACCCACAUAGUAGAGGAAUUAUUAGCACAGUUUCAAUGUCUACUGUUUACAGUAAAAGUGGUAACAAUGCUAUAUCGCUGGGCCCAACAUAUGGUAGUGGGAAUGAGAAUACCAUCUCAAUGGGCCCCACAUUUACAAAGGCAGAUGGCAAUUUUAUUUCAAUGAGGCACACCUUUAACAAGAGAGAUGGCGACUUCAUAUCAGUGGGGCACAAUUACAGCAAAGGAAAUGAGAGUAUCUUGUCAAUGGGUCAGCCCUUUGACAAGGAGGAUGGCAAUUUUAUUUCAACCGGUCAGUCAUAUGAGAAGGGAGAUGCCAAUUUAAUUUCAUUGAGCCCUUCCUAUGGUAAGGGGCAGGAAAAUUUCAUUUCAAUGGCCUCUGCAUAUGGUAAACCAAAUGAGAAUCUUAUUUCAAUGGCGCCCUCUUUUGAUAUGGAAGAUGAUAAUGUCAUGCCAAUGGAACCAUCCUAUCAUAAGGCAGAUUAUAACAUCACAGCAAUGGCUCCUACACAAGACAAACGAGAGUCCUGUGUCUUAUAUAUGCAUCAAAACUACAACAAGGGUGAGAACAAUACCAUAUCUUUUGGGGUCUUCCAUGAUGAAUCUGAGACAAAUCCCUCUGGCAGUAUUAUUAGUGGCUAUGACUUAUUGAUGAAUAAUCAGAAUUCAGAACAAGCUCCAGAAGUGCCUAGCCAGCAACAGUUAGUUGAGUCAAAUCCAGAUUCAAAUGUAAAUAGUUCACCUAAAAGUAAUUCUAGAAUUGAUACCAGUCGAAAGCAUAAAGAACCAAAGGCAGCUAAUAAGGUUUCUCCCAACAAUUUCCCUUCCAAUGUCAAAAGUUUGUUAUCAACUGGUAUGCUUGAUGGGGUUGCUGUGAAGUAUGUUUCCUGGUCGCGGGAGAAAAACCUUAAAGGAUAUAUACAAGGGACUGGGUAUAUGUGUGGCUGCAAGGAGUGCAAGUUUGAAAAAGCUUUGAAUGCAUAUGAGUUUGAGCGCCAUGCUAAUUGCAAGACCAAGCACCCCAACAAUCACAUUUACUUUGAGAAUGGAAAGACCAUCUAUGCAGUUGUUCAAGAGCUCAAGAACACUCCACAGGAGAUGCUUUUUGAUGUAAUUCAAAAUGUGACAGGGUCUCAAAUCAAUCAAAAGAACUUUCACAUCUGGAAAGCAUCAUAUCAAGCUGCCGGCCGUGAACUUCGGCGUAUCUAUGGAAAGGAUGAUGUUGUUGUGUCAUCUUGAUAUGGAGACUAUGCCUUUCAAAGCUUGUGAGCUGAUGGAUGCUAAUAGAUAUCUUGGCUUUCCAAAUUUUCUAAAUGAGACCUUUAUAUUUUGAUUAUCAUAAUUGUUGUGAGAAGUAGAAUUAAACUGUUCUGAGUGUAUAGGAUUGAAAUAUAGAGUCGCUGCAUCUGUGUCAGUCAUGGUGGGAAGGCAUUUCCCAUUCGACUUUGAAUGCCUUGGUAACUCUUAUCGGUCUUUUUAUUCUAUUCUCUACCCAUAGAUCAUUUGGAAUAGGGAAGAACCAUAAUGGGAUUCUUUAUGGAAACUAGUGCACCCAGAUGAUGCACCUGAGAUCAAAUAUGCCCUCAACUGGAGUAGCCAUUGUGCCCUGUAUAAAACUUGGCAUAAUGUGCUAAGGUCUAAUGGUAAGUGGCCUUGGUUGAAUGGUGAUAAAUCAUAUGGGGCUAAUAGAAUCUUUCUGAUGAUACUUACAAGCCCUUUUGAGUUGUCCCAAUCUUUGCUUUUAUGUGUUCAUCUCCUAGUAUGUUUUGAGUCAGGUGAUUCUGCCCCCAAGACCACCUGAACCAAUCUUUGAGCUACCUAGUUUUAGUGGCAUCUUGAAGUGGCUGCGUACGACUCAUUCUCUACUUAUUUGUGAGUGGUAUAAGAAACCAGAUUAAUGUCAUCUUUUAAUCGAUGACUGAAUCCCACCCACUUCGGGUAGGUCUCCCUAUUUACUUAUUACGACUUCAGUUUUAUUCACGUCCAUUAUAGGUUUAUAUUUUUGAAACAAUUGGACUUAUGAUUUGCCCUAUCAAUGGGCCAGAUGUGCAGCCUGGCCUGUGAACUUGAUCCAAUUUAAUCAGAUUUCUU
This is a messenger RNA of Durio zibethinus, 2819 nucleotides long. RefSeq lists its product as uncharacterized. Gene Ontology annotation, molecular function: RNA polymerase II transcription regulatory region sequence-specific DNA binding; chromatin binding; histone binding. Gene Ontology annotation, cellular component: nucleus. NCBI's taxonomy places the organism in Eukaryota, Viridiplantae, Streptophyta, Magnoliopsida, Malvales, Malvaceae. The record is from RefSeq and is a predicted model, not a curated record. Gene Ontology annotation, biological process: positive regulation of transcription by RNA polymerase II.